This is a messenger RNA of Labeo rohita (rohu), 1711 nucleotides long. RefSeq names its product N-terminal asparagine amidase (gene ntan1). Gene Ontology annotation, biological process: ubiquitin-dependent protein catabolic process. The coding region runs from base 142 to 1056 and encodes 304 amino acids. The transcript is spliced from 10 exons. Gene Ontology annotation, molecular function: protein-N-terminal asparagine amidohydrolase activity. Lineage: Eukaryota; Metazoa; Chordata; Actinopteri; Cypriniformes; Cyprinidae. The record is from RefSeq and is a predicted model, not a curated record. Gene Ontology annotation, cellular component: nucleus.
UGAGCUGUGACGUGUGCGCAAAGCGGAAGAGAAAGCGGCAGUGCAGCGGUGUGAAUAAUGGGGAAGAAUCGAACAUGACAGAGUUAUUAAUUAUCAGAUUUUAAUGAAAUGAUCAGAUGAUCGGAUUUCAUCGCUGUCAGGAUGCCGCUGUUGACUCAGAAUAAGCGAAUAGAGCGCGUCAGCUCAACCGCGGAACUCUUCAGCAAAUACCCGCAUCUGAAGGAAAGUGCGAAGCAGUUUGUGUCCAGAAGUCCAGAGCCUGUGGACCCUAAACAGCUCCUGUACAUCCAGCAGCGGGAGUUUGCGGCGACCACACCAGCGGACAAUUCGGUCUCCGUUCUGGGAUCCGAUGACGCCACAACAUGCCAUUUAGUCGUGCUUCGACACACAGGCAGUGGAGUGACGUGUCUUGCACACUGUGAUGGUUCGAGCACGUGGACUGAAGUUCCUCUGAUAGUCAAUGCUGUCACUUCUAGAAGCAACCCAGCAAAAGAGGGCAGACUGGAGCUGCAUCUGGUUGGUGGUUUUGAUGAUGACAGGAAAACCUCACACUCACUCAGCCUUAGUAUUCUGGCUGCCUUUCAAAAACAGAAGGAAGAAAUUCACCUGGAGACGUGCUGCAUCACAGACAUGAAUGACAUCAUCAAAGAUGGGAUUCAUCGGCCCGUGGUGUAUGGGAUAGGUGUGGACGUUAAAACGGGUCACGUAUUUCCAGCCGCGUUCACGUGUCGAGGACCAACGGAGGAGCUCCGAUCCGCACGCACCUUCUCUGGUGGACAGAUGGUUGAAGUGUAUGAUUCUAGCAGAGAGCUUGUGAAAAUCGGCCCAUGCAGAUGGACACCAAACAAUGGCAUGGCCUUCUGGCUGUCCCAAGAUGAUGAAACCAUCCUACAGUAUUUGUCCACGUCUCCAUAUGCAGAACCUGCUCACUUUGUCCAUCACAUCAAAUCCACCAUUCAGUUUCUGCUGGAUCAUCCGACCGCAGACGGGCUGUUUCCAGCUGGUCAGCCGCAUCUGUACCGCCGUGCUGAGGACGGCCGCUGGAAGAGAGUCUAAACGCUGACCUUACAGUGAGACCCACUGUAACCCAACUGAAGGCCUUUGACGUCUCUGUUUAAAGUAGAAGCUCCUCUACUCUGAUCUGAACUGAAACACACAGAUUGAGCUCAGAUUGACUCUUGACUGUGACUUCUACAUAUAGAGUGAAAUAUCUGAUGAUGGUUUUAUUUACGUGUGUCACUGACUGAACCUGCCAAUCCUUACAUAGAAACAAGAUCUGUGGAAUAUUUGAUUUCUGAUUUCAUUUUUAUUUCAUAUUUGUUAUGUAUGUCAGUGCAAAUGUGUACAUGGAUCAUAAGAUGUAUUUAAGUUAAACUAUCAGGAUAUGAAGUUUUUCUCCCUAACAUCUAGGUGCAUCUUGUACAUUAAUUUUGGAAACUGUAAAUACAGUAUGUUGUGAUCCUUUGAGGAGGAAUAGGAGAGUUAAAAUGCUGUUGCCAGUGGAAACAUGCUGUUUUGUUUAUUUAAACCUUUGUAUGAUAAUAACAAUAAAUGGAAUCUUAAUUAAAGCCCACAGACUGAAUCACCAAAAUGGCAAUGGCUUGAGAGCACAGGCAACAUCUUCAUUUGUUGUUUCUAUAAACUUUUGACUGAAUUUUCAUUUUAAACAACACAAAAAAAAAUUAAUAAAACAUUGAGUUUAGUAAAGGUU